Molecule: messenger RNA, 1251 nt
Organism: Heteronotia binoei (common prickly gecko)
Lineage: Eukaryota; Metazoa; Chordata; Lepidosauria; Squamata; Gekkonidae
Product: gastrula zinc finger protein XlCGF57.1-like
Exons: 2
Source: RefSeq, a predicted model, not a curated record
AUGAAUCCCUACAAGGAGAGGCUGAGGGGAAUGUUCAGGUUGGAGAAGAUGAGGUUGAGGGGACAUGAUCAGAACCAACAACUUCCCAUAUACGUAGCCUUCUCUGUUGUGGCCCCGACAAUAAGGAAUGGCCUGCUGGAAGAAGUCAGGAAGACUCCCACUCUCUUGGCUUUCUGCAAACUGCAUAAUCUUGAGUGUGGGAAGAGCUUCCAUCACAGACACAGUCUUCAAACUCAUGUGAGAAUCCACACAGGAGAGAAGCCUUUUGAAUGCUCAGAGUGUGAGAAGAGAUUUCAUCACAGUAGCAGUCUUCAUAGUCAUCUAAGAACCCACACAGGAGAGAAGCCUUUUGAAUGCUCAGAGUGUGAGAAGAGAUUUCAUCACAGUGGCAGUCUUCAUAGUCAUCUAAGAACCCACACAGGGGAGAAGCCUUUUGAAUGCUUAGAGUGUGGGAAGAGAUUCAGUCAGAGCAGCAAUCUUCAAAGUCAUCUACGAUCCCACAAAGGGGAGAAGCCUUUUGAAUGCUCACAAUGUGGGAAGAGAUUCAGCCGGAGUGGCAAUCUUCAAAGUCAUCUGCAAACCCACACAGGGGAGAAGCCUUUUGAAUGCUCAGAGUGUGGGAAGAGAUUCAGCCACAGUAGCAAUCUUCAACAACAUCAGAGAAUCCACACAGAGGAGAAACCUUUUGAAUGCUCCAAAUGUGGGAAGAGAUUUAGGAACAGUAGCAGUCUUUCAAAACAUGUAAGAAUCCACACAGGGAAGAAAUCUUUUGAAUGCUUGGAGUGUGGGAAGAGAUUCAGUCAGAGUGGCUAUCUUCAACAACAUCAGAGAACCCACACAAGGGAGAAGCCUUUUGAAUGUUCAGAAUGUGGGAAGAGAUUCAGGGAGAGUAGCAGUCUUAUAAAACAUCUAAGAACACACAGAGGAGAGAAGCCUUUUGAAUGCUCAGAAUGUGGGAAGAGAUUUGGUUGGAGUGGCAGUCUUCAAAGUAAUCUACGAACCCACACUAGGGAGAAACCAUUUGAAUGCUCAGAGUGUGGGAAGAGAUUUAGUCACAGUAGCACUCUUCAACAACAUCAGAGAACACACACAGGAGAGAAGCCUUUUGAAUGCUCAGAAUGUGGGAAGAGAUUUGGUUGGAGUGGCAGUCUUCAAAGUCAUCUACGAACCCACACUAGGGAGAAACUUUUUGAAUGCUCAGAGUGUGGGAAGAGCUUCAGUCAGAGUAGCACUCUUCAAAGUCAUCUACGA